CAGCGACAAGUAAGUAAGUCAGUAAUCCAGUUCGGUGUUUGGGUGCCCACGCCCGCCACAGUUGCGCCCGUAUCGUGCUACUUACAAGACGUCUUCUACGCAGUUCAAAUUUGCGAAUUAACACCACCAAUUCAAAUUACAAAAGAAACGAAAUGGUUUCAGCAGUUAAAUCGUUGUUGGCUAUCGCCGUUAUUGCCAGUGUUGUCUGCUCAGCUUUUGCCGUGCAGUGCUAUCUCUGUGACUCAGCCACCGAGCCAAAGUGUGGUGAGAAAUUCGAAGCGAGCGAGGGUAUGAAAUUCGAUUGCGCACGCGUCUCCCCGCCACGUUUCCUGCAGAACUUCUUCAAUGUACACAAUGCCACCGGCUGUAUGAAGAAAGUCCUGGAUGUGCCCGGUCACCCACAAAUCAUUCGUGCCUGCUACUUCGGUGAUGUAUCAAACACUCAAUCGGGCUGCCAGUCGGAUCCCUCUUUGCCAUUCGUGAAGCAGCUGUCGUGCGACGUUUGCACUGGCAAUCUAUGCAAUGGCUCCAGCGCCACAGCUCCCAUCGCCGCCGCCAUCGUGCUCUUCUUCGCCAUGGCACGCAUGCUGUCCUAAAUUGGUUGGCACUGUCUCAGAAGUAGAAAGCAAAAUGUAGUCUAAGGCUGUUUCUUCUCUACACACAGCAAUAUUGCUAUUAUUAAAUACAUAAAUAUUUUAUGCUUAGUUUGUAAAUCUGUGCAUUUUGGACGAUCUUAAUACAUUUAUUGUACAAGUCUUCUGUAUUUUCUAAAGUUUUUCGUUUGAUUUAAUAUAUACUGUACUCGAAAGAGAA
This is a messenger RNA of Rhagoletis pomonella (apple maggot), 813 nucleotides long. RefSeq lists its product as uncharacterized. The transcript is spliced from 4 exons. The record is from RefSeq and is a predicted model, not a curated record. NCBI's taxonomy places the organism in Eukaryota, Metazoa, Arthropoda, Insecta, Diptera, Tephritidae. Bases 153 to 596 code for a protein of 147 amino acids. Gene Ontology annotation, biological process: regulation of synaptic transmission, cholinergic; sleep; positive regulation of voltage-gated potassium channel activity.